Molecule: messenger RNA, 9473 nt
Organism: Spirometra erinaceieuropaei
Lineage: Eukaryota; Metazoa; Platyhelminthes; Cestoda; Diphyllobothriidea; Diphyllobothriidae
Source: the annotation of a GenBank genome assembly
AUGGUGUUUGGGGGAGCCAUCGAGACCGAUUCUGACGUAAAUUCACCCUCUGAAGUUUCAUCUGACUCAUCUGAAGACGAGUUAGAGGACUUAAUAGACGACAUUCUUGAUAAUCUUGUCGUUUGUCAGUCAAGUUCCCAGAGAAUGACCAUAAAAAACAAGAAUCGGAAGGAGCGACCAAAACAGGAGCGUCAGGACCGUCCCAGUGAAUUAGAAACGGCCAGCACCUCAAAUGAUGGGUCUUUCCCAUUCGCAUUUCAAGGAUAUGGCUACCAAGGAACCCAUGAGAGGGCCCAGUCAUCGACUCGGAGUCAUGGCAGAAUAUCAUGGUCUCAUGGCGCAGCUAUUCCCGGCUCGUUGGGCCCGGAGGCCUUCUCCUAUUCGUCAUAUGCAGAGGCCGACUCAUCCCACAUACUGCAGCCCUCAAAUUAUAUAAAGCCAUCAUUAAAAAGACAGUGGUCUCCCCCAGUUGAUCAGUCGAAGAAUGGCCGCGAUUGCGGGGAGGGUUUGAACGAAGAACGAAUUGAUAGUGACGAUGCGACAGGGAACAACAGCGAGGAUGAGUAUUAUCGUGUUCCAGAUAAUCUUCCCCCCAACACCUCGAAGGUUGUUCUUUUUGAUUGUCAAUAUUACCGAUACACAGAUGGAAGACAAUGGUUUAGAGCAACUUUUAAAGGAGAAGAAGGGUUGGAAAAUCGUACACGUUCGUGGUGAUGGGGCUUGUCUUUUCCGCAGCGUUUGUAAGCUCUUCAAAAACUCCUUCACACUUUUCUAGCACACCAAGUAUUCGGCGAUGAGGAAAAGCAUGAACUCGUCCGGAAACAGGUAGUUGACUAUAUGGUAGGUACUUCCAUCUUGCCUAUUAUGUUCCUCUUAAGGUGAAAAACCGCGAGCACUUCUCACAAUAUGUGACUGAGGAUUUUGAUCGCUAUCUCCAGCGAAAGCGUCACCCAAACUGCCACGGCAAUCAUCUAGAAAUCCAAGCUAUCUCGGAACUGUACAAUCGUCCUGUCGAAAUAUACCACAACAGCGCCUCGCCGAUAAAUGUCUUCCACGCCGAAUAUUCCCACGAAAUUCCACUUAGACUGGGUUAUUAUGGGCGAACGCACUACAAUUCUAUAAUUGAUCCUUGCAAGCCAAGUUUUGGACAGGGCUUGGGCAUGCCCAAUUACCAGCCUGGAGUAAGUUGAAGUCGGACUUCUAGAUCCCUCGUUUAGCUACCUGAGCAGGAUCUUGUUAAACAGGCUCUUAAUGAGUCGGAAGCAAGUGAGCUCGAGGAGGCCAUGCUUCGCGAUAAACUGGCAGAAUCCGAAACCAAGGAGCUAGAGGCCUGCAUCACCGACCAUGUUCUACGGGAAUCGUACUAUGAACACUGGAAGUCCUGCUUUGAACUGCCGGUAAGAUAAACUGCCUUUCUCGAAUGUUUCUUGACUUGUUACUAACUCCGGCUAUUAUUUAUAAAGUUCUGCUAAAUUGCUUUAAUACAACCACGCAUGCACCCAAUAACCUACUGUCAUGUCAGGAAUUGGUGCAUACCGAUCCAUUGUCAUCAUGAGGUAAACAAGCUUCGUAUGGGUGAUAGGGGCAACGAACAGGCAACCACCUACCGGGCCGAAGUCGAUCAAUCUAUGAUAGCCGCCUGGUAUUGUGCAUAAGAGGCGUUGGACUUCUAACUAACAGGCCGCGAGUUCGAACACCAGGUGUUGCACACCUCGGAGUUGGGUAUGACUGGCUGACGACGGCCAAUAAGCCAGAAAUGGCCGUUCCAGUCUCUCUUGUCUUUGUCGGUAAUAACAUUCUGCCUAUAUUAUGGGCAGCUGUGCGGCUGCCGGUUGAGCUCGAGAGAGAGCCCGUAAGGCACAACAGAAAGAGUGGGUUCCGUAAGAACGGUCGGUGAGCGCCCCGCCAUCAUAAUAUAUAUUACUUACAUAAACCAAUACGGUCCCAGGACGAAGUCCCGUUUAGGGGCAGGAGGGGGGGGGGACACCAGGGAACCACUGUCGUUAACCCUAGUGGUAGUACUAGUCGACCUGACCGGCCCAAUUUCCACACAACCCAGGCGUGCGUACGCGUGACACCUAUGAUUGCGUGUGAUCUAACCGAAAAUUCAAAUCUAUCUGUUAAUUGACUGAUCGAAUAGCUUGUCCAGUAAAAUUAUGCAUGCACCUAUGCUUGGCUAGCCAGAACAGUGUAGUGCAUGUGGACAUGCGCCAGGCACAGCAUAAACUGGACGACGUCGCCCAGCGCGUGGCAGUUUGUCUGAUUUGAGUGGUUUGCAGCUCCUCCCAGGCACAAGUCGGGGUAGUGGGAAAAGGUUGACAUUAGGAUAUCCGACUAAACGGUAGGGCCUGCACACAUGUAGACCUGAUAGUGCUUAUCGAUUGUGAGAGGGAUCGUGAACUGCCGCUCGAGCGGGCUGCCUAGCCUGACUUUACGGCCUAUACACAGGUGUUGCUAGUACAGCAGAUGGAGUGUGCGGACUUGUGCCGACCAAUGUGCGCCGGUGAGUUUAUACCUUAGUAUGAAAAGUAAGACAGCGUCUGACCCUGUGCAGCCUAGGGAAUACUGAACACGACGAAUAUGCCAAUGGGGCAGUCUCACUGUCGUUUGGACUACAAAGUUGAGGUAAGGCACAAAGCCCGCCCACCUCUUCAAACUUCAUCGGCGUGGGCAGGUAAGUAUUCUGCGUGUCUGAAAACAGAUAACCAGCGAUGACUUAGGCGCAUGGGAAAAGUGCACGCAGGAAACAAUGGAUGCGAAGGAGACGCGAUCGCUAGCACAAGAGCUUUAUUAGCCUGACGUUUCGGAUUAUCACUCGAAUCCAUCAUCAAAGACAGAGUCAGAUGAGGGUGGUAAAUUGUCCAGGUGGUGCAGUAUUCAUCGGAUGUAGUUGCUAGACCGCUACAUGCCACGCGCAGUUGGCAGCUCCCGAGUGAAUCACAGCUCAACUGGUCAGGUGUUGAAUUUUGCAGUUGCCGUGCAGUUGCUAUGUGCUUGUGUGCCGGUCAAGAUUAUCGGCUCCCACGCACAUCGCACGAAAUCGAGUUGCUGACUGCCGGAUUUCGUCAUCCGCAUGGAAUCUUGGACAAUUCGACUCGCGGACAUUGACACCAGGGAAAGGGGUCCUCCGCACGCCGUCCUCGCGGCUAACCACUUUGCCUAGACAAAUUCUCAGCGCCGAAUAUGGAACGGGAAGGUCAUUGCGCUUGUUGAUUGACUGAAGACCGGAAAACCAUGAUUCAAGCAGUUCGCGGCUCACGCGGUUGUCCUCUCUAGCAAGAAUUUCUGCUUCGACAAACUUGAAUGUGCGCUUGGGUCUCGUCGAGUGAGCCGCGACUUGGGAGCUGGCGUCUUUCUUUCUCACAGUUGUUUCAUACUCGGCCAUUCGCGUCCGCAGUAGUUUUUCGGUGUCUCCGACAUAGUUGCUUUGUCCGCAGCCGCACUAGAUGCGUCCGAGUGCUGGCACGUUUUUAGGACUGCAUUAGUAUCGCAGUCAGAGUCACGAUCUUGGGCUCGAGAAGCUUCCUCCUGAGGAUAACGGUGGCUGUGGUGAUGACGGUUGGCCUCAACAAAGGGCUGCGUCACAGACGCGCUGGACCAAAACAGUGCUCAGGCGAACACAUGACACGUGCUAAUCGGGCUGCACAGAGUGCGUGCGAGUCCAUAACUUCUGUCGUACACGCGCGUAUGGGACGUCUGACGUUCGACUUCGUGCUACCUCAAUCACUGCACACAAUCUUGUAAUAGCUACUUGGUAGGCUUAGACAGUGUACUGGUGCAUAGGAGAGAGAGAGAGAGAGGAGUAAGGCCGGCUCUAUGAGUCCAUCUUCAAGGCUGAUCAUCAAGCUAUUCACUGUAAUAAAUAAUAAAUCUAUCACGACGCGCUAACAGUCAUGACGUUUGAGGUCGCCAACUUAGGUAAUAACUCAGUUUUUAUCAGGACUGGAUGUCAGGCUUAGUAACUCCUUAUUGUGGUCCUUCUGGCACUCACGCCUGUGAGACCCAAGCCCCCUCACAGAAAGUCCGGUGCACAUUGUGGGGACCAGGUUGUGUGUGGAACGCUUAACAUUUGCGCCCGAGUUUACCUCCGGUCGUCCUGACAUUGCCUAGCCACUGAAACCAGGUAAGUGAGGUAGGAGAGUGCUGUAGAUUCUGUGCAAGUCUGUCUCACUGCGAAAUGCUUCACGCAAAGGUCACCGGUAUUGCGCCAGCCCCGUGCGGCACACGGUGGAUUUCGUCAUUCGCGACGAUCAAAUUGUCGUGUCCAUGGAAGGCAAGCUGAAAAUGAAGGUAUUUGGCCACGGUUGUCCGAGCACUAUCCGUCGAGUGCUGUACACUGGCCUCGUCUUGAAUAUGACAGUCCGUACUCACUGCAACAAUAUUGCAAGAUUAUUUCAGGCGUGGUAUUCACCGAUAAGUUCGACGUUGCCGCCACUCAUCCAACAACGAUGCCUAACUGGGGGCGACGAAGAGGUCAGCUGGAAACUUUUCUCAGCACAAUGCCUCAGAACUCGAAAGUGACGCUUGGACUUUCGUUAUUCGGUUUUCCCCGCUGGAGAUGACGGUGAGUAAAUUCCUUGCUGCAUAUCACUAGAAGCGGAGGUGUACGAUUCGUGAUGCCGUCGAGACCCGUGAGAUUAAGUAUGAUCCGAGUGCAGGCACUAAUGAUGGCUACAUCAUCGCGACUAUAUGACUUUGGAGGUUGGAAUCCAAUGAGAAGAUUUUUUUUACCUUUUAUUCGGACUAAAAGUUGCCCAGUGGGUUCACAAAUGUCGAUUAUUCAAAAUCUUCUCCACCCCCUCAGACAACCAGGUUGCUUUAAACCGGGCGGACAGAGACAGUUUUUGCCCAUGAGGUCAUAUGUCAGCAAUGGAUGAUCACCUACCAAACAAGGCGGACUUCCACAAAGUGAGUGGCACGGUAACUGACACAAACGCAAGGGAGAUUCGCACUGCGUGUAGCAAGGCUUCCCUCGCCAUUCUCGAUUCGCGCUGUAACUCCCACUUAAAGGCCAGUCGUAAUUCAGAGUUAUGCUUGAGGCACUGGUGCAGAUGCCCAGAGUUUUUAAUUUACGCGCAUCAGUUUUUCACCUCAGGAUCGCCAAGUCAGUUUAAAAUAUGUGGAACUUCGCGUCUUCCCAGUACAGCAACUGGGGGUCCCGGUCCGAAUUUCUGGGCUUUGCCACCUACUAAUAAGAGUGAGACGAGACCGUUUGGGGAAGGAGUAUUCCCACACACCUUGCUUCACAGACCGUGUACUGGGCUUUCCACCGCGGACAGCAGCGCUUUCGUGCCAGUCUCAUCUGAUUAGCAACUUGUGUGUUGUCAAUCCUCUCCUAGGGUUCUCAUUUUGCUGAGGAAAUUUUCUGUGGUGGGAGGAUGGAUCAAAUUACUGAACUUAAAAGCCUCCUUUGCAGUCGACUGGGGCUGAAUCAUACGGGAGUAUCUUUUUACCUGGGAUGUUCACCUUUUCUCUGAGCCACUGUAUGCGUUUAUAAAACUCAGUCAGACGACUGCCUUUCCUACUGCCUGUGACUCUUAUGUAUCACUUGUUCGCAUAGUCUAGCUGCAUUCGGAUUUCGACUGUUUUAUAUCAGUCUUAACAGAAUAUGCGGAUAUGAAUUUUAGUCCUUCGUUGUCGUUCUGUUACACCUUGUACCAUGGGCUUGGCAGCCGCUUGAGUAGUAACAUCUCCAGCCCGAAUCAUCGGCCUUUUGCGAUUGUUUCGCCUCCUUCGCUUUAGGCCAAUGAAAAGAUCUCUAAAGCAACAUGGUCUACUUCCUCACCCCCCCGUGCACUUACAUCAGUCUCCAGCAGUCCAACGCAGUCCACUGCUACCAUCGCCAUUGCUAGUGCUUGCUCCAGCGGCAAGAGGCAGGCCUCUCCCGUUAUCUCCGCAUCAACGUCAAAACGUCCGCAAACUCAUAGUGCUGAUGCUCCGCCAUCGUCAUCAGCGGCGGUCGCCGCGUCAUCUGCAUCCACUUCUGUCCGCGGUGCUGCACCUACUGCCGCGGCCGCCAGGGCCGGCGAACCGGCGGCCUCCGCUCAAGCCGAUUUCGCUGUGCUCCAAUACUUACCAGAGGGCAUGCUGGGUGAGUCCUUUUGUCCACCGUACAGCACGCCUUGCCGUGCGCGAUGUCAGUACUUUUUUAUUUGUGAAUAAUGCAACGCAAACGUCUAGAGAGCAUAGGUACUCGUGGCUUUCAUUUUUUUCUUACAUAUUGUACACAGUGUAAUCUGUAAAAUACCCUAAAAGUCUUCCGAUUGGCCGCUAUGCACUGCGGCCGCAGGAGGCAAUUAGUUUUUUGUUAGGCUGUGUACAACCCUAAUGCUUUCUCAUAUGCACCCAGUGUGAUCUGCCAAUGGAUUAAGUGAAUGAUCCUCUCAGGUAGGCUAUCCCUCCCUCAUAGUUGGCUAUAAGGAAGCAUUGUUGACGAAGACAAAGGAGACUGCAGUGGCUACUUGGAACUUCUUUGUCGUUUACGAACUAUACCUCAGACCGGACAGAUGCGGAGCUCGGUUCGGGGUCAGUUGGUUAACUGGCCAAACGCAUAACGAGUCACGAUAUUUUCAUCGGCUGCUUUUCCGUGUCAGCCAAGAUUCGGUUAGGGCUGUCUCCUUUUCCGGUCAAAACGACAAGGCAGAUCCCGUCCUUUUUCAGCCUAAGAAGAGGCGACAGUCCGACCGUCUCAUGCGACCUUGUUCACCGUGUGCUCCACAGUACCUUGACUUACACGGGAGUUAGUUUAUAGGCAGAGUGUUAUUACCGAAAAAGAUAAGGGAGACUGGGAUGGCUAUUUCUGGCUUAUUUGCCGUCUUCAGUCUGUCGUACCCACCGCUGAAGCCUAUAGAACACUUGGGGCUCGGUCCCGCGACCCGUUGGUUACAAUUCCAACGCCUCUAACUACUGAGACACGGACUCGUCCUGUCGGUUUAGUUUAUAGUGAUAGCAAACUUGCACAGCACCUGCCGCACUCUCUCCUCCAUCAUCAACGUGAACCCGAUGGAAAGACAGUCAAGUCGACCGCAGGUGGACUCAGGUGCAUUGGCUGAAAAGCCGGACAACCCGUCUACGCUCGCCACACACGACCCGGUCCCGCGCAGUGGAGCGACCCGGAUCUUACUUUCGCAAGAGUGCAACUGAGGCUACAUUAAGGGGCUGUUAAGCCUGUCUUUCAGCCCUCAUGGCAGCCAACUCAUAAAUGCACACAGUUAACCACAAGGACCGAGCUAUCCCGUCAGUUGGCAGCCUUCCAAAUCACGACUUUUAACUCAUCCUGAUAGUUCCAAAGCGCGUCAGAUUUAUUAUAGUGGGUAAUUCGCUGAAGUUUUGUGCGGACGGUCUCAGAGUUGGCCACAUUCUCUCAUCCCUCUCCCAUGCACUUGUCCACUGUUUGCGCCUGUUAGUCAUCCGGCGCUGGGAUGGGCUAGGAAGAGACACCCGAGGUGUCGGUUUUUACAGACGAUUAAUACGCAAAAACUAUGCGAAAUAAGUAGCAUCUUGACUUCCGUGACAAAUUCGUUACCGACCACCACCACCACCCGCCUUGUACUCUGGUGUUUGGACUGUUUGCACCUCAUAUUUUGGAAUAAGUGAGUACGCCGUAUUCAGUAUGCUAAACGGUCUACCCACCAUAAGCGACAGAUGCUUUGUUAUCCCUCGGCAAGACGGUUCUUUCAAAAUUACCAUGUUAUUCAAUAGGGUAAGGCGUGACAGGCAUUAUCUACACAGGAGUCAAAUAAACGAAAGCAAUGGAUAACUAAAUGUUUGGGCGAACUUGGUUUCGACUGAGGAGUGAUAAACUAGUCCGCAUCUAGCGGUCAAAGGACGAAGAGCUCGAUGACAAAAUCAAUAUCUCGCCUGCAACUUGAGCAGGGGUCCUUCUGUGUUUGAAUGGCUGUAUGGAGCCCCAGGAAGGAGAACACUGUUCUUUUCUGAUAAAGACAUUGAUGGUUUACGUCGUACGGGUUACCGCAACUGUAUCUUCUGCCAACAUUUUAAACCCACCAGGAUAGUUUUUUCAGGAGGCCAAUGCAUCAGUUCAUCAGUACCAGACCUUUCAGCAUUUCAGAACUUCCGAAGCAUCAAGCACCUUCACUGAUCAGCUGGAUUUCCUGACCGCAAUGAAAUAAAUCACGUUUGUCAUUAUCGUAAAUUGGGCAAGUUCGAAAGUGUGGAGUUUAUUUGGUCCCCACUAAAUUACCAUGGUUCAUUGGAGGGCCAAUUUUUCGACAUUGUGUUUGUCCAAGAGACUGACCUGGGAACACGAUGAUUACAACGGUCAGUACACCUCUCAAAAAGCAUUGUUUGGCCUUAAAAAGGAAGUGAGAGAGUAACUGUAAAGACAGGUGAAGCUGGUGGGGCUUACACCAUACGUAGGAAGCGAGGGACUAAGAGGGUAGAACUAUGUUACCGCGACCUUCGUGGCUGCCUUUCGAGUGUUUAUAUGCAACAGCGAGGAAGAUUUUAAGCUUAUUCGGCCUGCCUCAGCUACAAAUCGGAACUUUUAGCUAGCGGGAUACGUCUCAAAGUUCUAUUUCCGUUUCAUUUAAGCUGACAUUCAGCAAGUGGCUGCGUCCUUUGACAUUCAACUUUGCGUUGCGCAUGUUCAAACUUCGGAGGGCAGCGCACGUUCACAUUUAGGCUUGUCACUGAUAUAUAUGCCGAGUUGCAGCUAGCCGUGUCCCUAAGUCGAAGAGACGUAGUAGUAGUAGUAGUAGUAGUAGUAGUAGUAGUAGUAGUAGUAGUAGUAGUAGUAGUAGUAGUAGUAGUAGCAGUAGUAGUAGUAGUAGUAGUAGUAGUAGUAGUAGUAGUAGUAGUAGUAGUAGUAGUAGUAGUAGUAGUAGUAGUAUUGGCGGCGGCGGCGGCGGCGGCGGCGUUGUAAGUUGUUUCAUCUGUCAGCUGUCGAAUUCUAGCUGUGGAGGAUUCACAAUCCCUCCACGUUGAUUUUUUACGCUCCGGGUUUUCGUGGGUGUUGCAGGUUGUGAAACUCCUAUUGUCGAUCCUCCUUGCAGUCUGACUUUUCUCUUGUUUGGGCCGGGCAUCAACGUCGGUACAUAUUGGUAUGCGAAGAAAAUAAACGAUGACGUCGAAACCAGGAGUGCAAGUUGCUGCACAGUUUGUUAUCCAUUAAUUUUUGCGUCCCUUUAGACAUGAAUGAAGACGAGUUGUUAGCCAUGGUUUUGGAACAGUCCCGCAACGAUUACCUGGCAAGUUUGCGAGCUUCGAAAUCGCGGGAGGAGUAUGCCCUGCCCUCUACUGUCCAGUCGUUCUUCCGACAACAGUUGGAACCAUCGGAGGAGUCUGGCCUUCCUUCGUUCUCCAAUGCAUCUGUUCAGCCUUGUUUUUCUUCCUCCUCCGGCAGCGACUCUCAGAAGACGGCUGAACCUGCACCCGAGGGAGAAAAAACUGGUACCUCCACCAGCCAUGCACCCGCCCAAUCCGACAAUUAUGGUGGAGACAUUUCAUCCUAG